UUAAGUCAACGAAGUCUUACCACUGCUUUAGACCUACUCAAGAUUUCCCAAACAGUGAAAACACGUAAAAAAAAAAACAUGAAAUAUUGAGAAAACAUGCAGUGCGAUGUCAGUUGUGGAUGUGUAGACUACACGGAGGAGGAGGGGGGCGACUUUCAGAUGACAUUGACGCUAUGUAGAUGGGAGAUGAGAAUUGCGCUCCCCUGAACGUUUCUGGUUGUUGAUGUUAGACAGUUGCACAAGGCGAAGCGGCUGCUUCUCGUGUUGAUUCAGCCACCUCGUCAGCACCUAGCCGCUGGACAGCUCCCUGCAGCCGGGGGGAAUCUACGGAUACCUCGUUUCGAGAUUUGUGGCAGGCAGCACAUCGUCGGUGGCAGAGAGCACAGCUUUAUUGUUAACGGCAACUGACGAGCGGUGUCCCCAUAGCCGUCACCUGCUUCCAGACAUUUGGUUCAAAGGUUUUGGGUCAAAAACCGCGAAACUGCUGUCUGCGUGGACUGGUGCUGAAGCUUCGCGUUCCAAGGCCAGGACCACUACAAAUCGAGAGACAUGGCGACGAACGGCACCAAAACGGAUGGACAAGUAACAGAACUUAACGAAGUGGCAACUAAUGACAAACCCAAGUCACUGGACGUGAAAAGCGACCAGACGAAAAAGGAUCUUCCCGAAAGAGAAACCUGGGGAGGGAGAUUCGAUUUCCUUCUGUCGUGUGUAGGUUAUGCAAUUGGACUCGGAAACGUAUGGAGAUUUCCAUAUCUCUGUGGAAAAAACGGUGGAGGAGCCUUCUUGAUCCCCUAUUUUUUGACACUCAUAUUCGCUGGGAUGCCGCUGUUCCUGCUUGAGACCGCUCUUGGUCAAUACACCUCAAUUGGUGGGCUUGGAGUCUGGAAACUGGCUCCCGUGUUCAAAGGUGUUGGCCUUGCGGCAGCUGUCCUGUCCUUCUGGCUUAACAUUUACUACAUUGUCAUCAUCGCCUGGGCCAUAUACUAUCUCUACAACUCCUUUACCUCUGAACUUCCAUGGAGCUCGUGUGGCAAUUCAUGGAACACAGACAAAUGUUACUCAAACUACAGUAUUGUCGAUAACACCAAUCUUACCAGCGCGGUGAUGGAGUUUUGGGAGCGCAACAUGCAUCAAAUGACCGAUGGCUUGGAAAAACCAGGGCAGAUCCGAGCGCCACUGGCAAUAACACUGGCCAUCGCUUGGGUCCUGGUGUACUUCUGUAUCUGGAAAGGGGUGAGCUGGACUGGCAAGGUUGUGUACUUCUCGGCCACGUACCCCUAUUUCAUGCUAUUCAUUCUGUUCUGCCGUGGAGUGACUCUACCUGGAGCUAUGGAUGGCAUUCGCUUCUAUAUCACCCCUAACUUUGAGAAACUAAAAGAAUCUGAGGUAUGGCUGGAUGCUGCUACUCAGAUAUUUUUCUCCUACGGUUUGGGACUGGGCUCACUGAUAGCUCUUGGGAGCUAUAACCCUUUUAAUAAUAAUGUUUACAGAGACUCUAUCAUAGUGUGCUGCAUCAACUCCUUCACCAGCAUGUUUGCUGGCUUUGUCAUCUUCUCUAUUGUGGGCUUCAUGGCGAACGUGACUAAGAGGCCCAUAGAAGAAGUUGCAGCUUCAGGUCCAGGCCUGGCUUUCCUGGCCUACCCCGAGGCUGUGACCCAGCUGCCUGUCUCCCCUCUCUGGGCUAUCCUGUUCUUCUCCAUGCUGCUGAUGCUGGGGAUUGACAGUCAGUUCUGCACGGUGGAGGGCUUUAUCACAGCUCUGGUGGAUGAGUUUCCCAGGGCACUGAGGGGCAGGAGAGAGCUCUUCAUCGCUGCUGUCUGCCUGGUAUCGUACCUGAUCGGCCUAUCCAACAUCACACAGGGAGGCCUGUACGUGUUCAAGCUCUUCGACUACUACUCCGCCAGUGGGAUGUGUCUCCUCUUCCUGGUCUUCUUCGAGUGCAUCUCCAUAUCCUGGUUCUACGGUGUGGACAAAUUCUAUGACAACAUCCAGGAAAUGAUUGGCUACAAGCCCUGCAUAUGGUGGAAGCUGUGUUGGGUUUGUUUCACCCCUCUCAUCGUGGCCGGGGUGUUCUUGUUCAGUGCAGUCCAAAUGGUUCCUCUCACCUUGAACAACUACGUGUUCCCUGCCUGGGGCCAGGGAGUGGGCUGGCUCAUGGCUCUGUCCUCCAUGGUCCUCAUCCCUGGAUACAUGGUCUACAUGUACCUCGGACUCAAGGGCACCUGGAAAGAGCGCCUACGGAUAAUGUUCCAGCCGCCUGCAGUGGUCCGACGGCCACAGGAGAAUGGACCUGAGACAGUGGUUGCCGAGACCAACAUUGCUAGUCCCUCUAACGCGGCCAACCCAAGUAGUCCAUCCAACCCAACUGCUACAAGCCCGGUUGCUGCAGCCCCGCCCAACCCAGCAACUCCAGCCAUUCCAGCUCUGGCUAGCCCUGUGAACCCAACUAGUCCGACCGUUCCAACUGUCCCUACCGUCCCUGCCACUCCAGCCAACCCGACCAGCCCUACCAGCCCACCACCCAAUCCGGUUAGCCCAACGGCAAAAGAGACGGCCAUCCCACCACCCAACAUAGUGAGCUCAACAAACCUGACCAACGCUGAGGCCAAUAUCUAGACAAGGCAAAACCCUCAUGGAGAUUGUGUAGUCAACGGCGAACAUUACAAAGGACUUCCAAGAUUUUAAUUGAUUCACCUACCUCCAGGGGCAAUAUCUGAUCAAACCGGAUUUUAAAAUCAUGUUUAAUUUUUCUGCAUUUGUAAAACCAACCCGUUAAUGUCUUUUUAUUGGUAUGCAUUAAAAAUGCUCAAAUCAAAGACUGUUAGUGUUCACAAAAACUACCGUAAUCUGAGUAAAAAUAUGUAAACAAACUGUGUAAUACUGUGAGAAAAGAAAAUAACUAUUGAAAAUAGAAUAGCAAUUUGUUCAAUAUCUUCAUGAACCAAGUAAAUACAGUGUGUCUAUAGUAGGGAUGAAGUACUAGUGAACAAAAUUGUCAAGAUGGGAGAGUGCAAGGGACAGAGUCAAGUUAUCGUGGUUGUUUACUAAGCCUCACACAGUCAUCUCUUUACAAAACUUUGCACUCUGUGAGGCUGAUUACAAGCCACAUGGCAAUGGGGGAACUCUGAUGAAGAAGCACAAUGCCAAUAAGAAGUUUAAAGUCUAUGAACCCUGGAAUUAUCCAGUAUAUCUGUUGCAAAAGAUUUCGUGUGUGAGAGAGACUGUUAUUUUAUCUUCCUUUUUUUUUGUAAAAAAAAAAAGAACUUUUAUGUGACAAACAUUUUUAGAAUUAUUUUUAAUAUGUUUUCUACUAUAAAUAUUGUGACCGAGGACCAAAAUCGUAGGCAGACGAAAGCAAAAACGAUCUAUGCCAUGUAGUGUUUGGUUUGAGAAACACAGGGUAUGAAAAACAUACAAUAAAAAGAAAUGCAAACGCACAGGGUAUAGAAAAGUGAUUUACAAACAUUGACUAUCCAUUGAUGCUGACAGUCAACCCUGUUUACGUUUUUUGCAUGCUUUCCUCAGGAACGUCAAAGAAAAAUUCCAAAAUGUCUCCUGACAGAUCUAAGACGAGAACAGAGAAGGCCUUAAGCCAGUUAUCAACCAAUUUAUACCAAGCCAUAGUCUGUUUGCAUGACUGGGCAGAUCUCCUGAAUAUCACUUUGUACACUUUGUACUAGCAAACAAUAUUGGACCAACUCUAUGUUUAAAAAAUAUUCCUUUUUAUUUCACUUUAUGUGUAAUGAUCAAUUAUACAUUGAUCAAUUUUGUAUUCAGCAAUACAAAUGUAGAUGUAGAGAUGCAGGCCAGUAGAAGAGUGGUCUGUUUGUCUUUUUCUUUUCGUUGUCUUUGCUUUACUAGUAAAAAGCUCAAAGCUUUAAUUUCAACAGACAUUUGACAUGGCGUGUUAAGACAAUGCUAGUUGGCUUAUACGGCAGUGAAAAGCAUCUGGUCGAACAAAACACGUUUACUUUGAAAAGCAAAACAACCAAGUGAAAAUGUGAAAUGGCUGCAGUUCAUGUCCUGUGAAUUUUGUAUAAAGUUACUCCACCACAGUUUCCUCCGGAACUUUGUUGUAAAAACUGUACUGUGUAAAACAUGUAACUGUGAAUGUCUGUAGUACAUUGGAAGUUAUUGUCUAAAUGUUGAAAAAAAUGAUGAAGAGUUGCUGCUUUCUGCAAUAAUAUUUUGAUCACAGAAACUAAAGCACAUAUCUUACAGAAAUAUACGAAAUUAUGAUGACAAUGAAGAUAUUGACGAUUAUAUUAAAAAUAGAAACUAUGUCUAGUAAAAAAUCUGAUUGUUUUGUUCAUUUUUAACUGUCUCACUGCCUAAUGCACAACACAAUAUAAACAUGAUAUGUAUUUAAAUGGUGUCAUAUGAUAAAGCACGAUUGUCAUGUUAUACAAAAAGAAAAAAGCUGAAAAAAUAAAUAAUUAUAGAAAAUAUGAAUAA
Messenger RNA from Salvelinus fontinalis (brook trout), 4458 nucleotides. Its product is annotated as sodium- and chloride-dependent GABA transporter 1-like. Lineage: Eukaryota; Metazoa; Chordata; Actinopteri; Salmoniformes; Salmonidae. The transcript is spliced from 16 exons. Gene Ontology annotation, molecular function: gamma-aminobutyric acid:sodium:chloride symporter activity. The record is from RefSeq and is a predicted model, not a curated record. The coding region runs from base 550 to 2619 and encodes 689 amino acids. Gene Ontology annotation, cellular component: plasma membrane; axon; cell surface. Gene Ontology annotation, biological process: neurotransmitter transport; sodium ion transmembrane transport.